This is a messenger RNA of Rhopalosiphum maidis (corn leaf aphid), 1941 nucleotides long. RefSeq lists its product as uncharacterized. The record is from RefSeq and is a predicted model, not a curated record. The transcript has 2 exons. NCBI's taxonomy places the organism in Eukaryota, Metazoa, Arthropoda, Insecta, Hemiptera, Aphididae. The coding region runs from base 148 to 1398 and encodes 416 amino acids.
AAUCGCACCGCCGCCUCCGUAAACGCGCGCGCGGCUGAGGCCAGUGUUAUCGUGUAGUACGCGUACUACGCACUGCCGCCGCACGUCCAGAAGUAGAGCGCUGUCCAUCCGCCCCCAACCGCGAGGUAUCGUCAGCGAUCCUCGGCCAUGUCAGCAGCCGCAUCAACUACAGCCGACGAUGACGACGAGCAUCAGCGGCAACCGUUGCCAGCCGACCCGGACUGGUUAUCGGGCGUCAUCAGCCGGCUGAUCGGCCGGCCGCGGGACUCGGUCACCGUGAUUGGUGACCGGACCAUCGCCACGCCCGCUGUGUCCGAUCCGCACAACGUGCUCAGCUCUAUAGUGGCCGUACACAUCGUGUACGCGGUGGACGGCGUCACGGGUACCGACUCGCUGGACGUGGUCAUCAAGAGCCUGCCGCAAGAGCCCUACUCCCGGGCGUUCGUGCUCGAAGCCCAGUUCGACUACAGAGAAGUUCACUUUUACAACACGGUAUUAUUUGAGUUAAGAAAUUUAGAAGAAAAUGUGCUUACAAAACACACUCGUUCUGCGAUUGGUGACAUGCCAGUAGCCCAGUGUUACUUUGCUGGUAUGAGUGCCAGUGGUAAGGACGAGUCAAUGUUAGUCUUGGAAAACUUAUCCAAACGCGGCUAUACAGCAGCCAAUUUCUCUACUGGACUUACAUACACAGAGGCAAAACUCGCUCUCCGUUCUAUAGCUCGAAUCCACGCUACAUCUCUUGCUUUAAAACUUAAGCACGGGCCGCUCACUGAACGUUGGCCGUUCUUAUUUCAAACAUCUCGUGCCACACUAUCUUACCAAGCACUUGUCGAACGGGGAAUGCCACAACUGCAUGUUUUCUUACGAUCUAAAGGGCCACAAUACGACACGUUAAUCAAUACACUUAGAUCUCUAUGUCGUGUCACUAAACAAAUAAUCGGAUCACUCAUGAUACCUAAAGAACCGAUGGGAUUGAUGACGCACACUGACUUUUGGUGUAACAAUUUAAUGUUUGGAGAACAAGACCAAUGUGUAAUACUAGACUGGCAAAUGAUAUCUUAUAGUAGACCAACUAACGACGUUGCACUUUUACUUGUAAGUAGUUUGUCGACAGAAACUAGACGAAACCAUUCAAAUGAGUUAGUAGAUAUCUACUGGGAAGCUUUAACAACGCACGCGAGUAAGUUGGGUGUAGAUAUAGAAGGUCAACUUGAAUACAGUCGAUAUGAUUUGGAUGAAGAUAUGAAGGAAUCAAAGUUAUUAGCAGUACUUUUGUGUAUAGGUUCAGUAGACGUUGCUUUAGGCAAUCAAGAAACCGAACAAAGAUUAUUAGACCUGUUGACCGAUCUACAAGCUGAGGAAAUCUUCAACAGACAUUUAACUGAAAUUUCAGCAUAGUAUUUAUUCAAUUUUACUUUGAUUUAUAAUGUAUUUCUCUUUUCUCGAGUAAUAACUUUAGAGCUUUCACACUACCUAUAUAAUAUAUAGAGAAAUAUACUUGUUAUAAUUAAUAUAAAUUUUUUAUUUCACUUUUACUUUUAAUAUUAGUUCUGCAAAUUCAAAUGAUACUUGAGGUUAAGGUAAUUUUUUUAAAUGUUAAGAAUUCAUAAAUUAUAUUAAUAUUAGAAAAAAAUUGUUAAAGCUAUAAAUCAACAUAUUAAUUUCAUUUCAUGAGCCUUAAAUGUUAGCAUAACCUUAACACGAUAUGCUAAGAAAUAAAUUUAUUAUUAGAUCCUAUAGCUCAAUACAGUUAUAUAAACAUGUUGUUUUUUUCUUUUUUAAUCAGUUUUUACUGAUUCUUUACAUUUUGACAUGUUAAAAUUGUGUUGCCUAAAUUAAUGUAACGGUGCUGUCCAUACUACUCAUAUUAUGUGAUUUUACUUACUAUAGUAAUAAUAAACAUUAUUGAUUAUAAAAUUGAAAUGAACAAUUGAUUUGUAA